AUGGCUAGUAAUUUGUUACGUGCCUUGCUACAAGAGGAAGAGGAUGACGACGAUGAUGAUUACGCGACCUUAUUAGCAAUCGCAUCUUUGGAAGAACACCACUCCAGCGAAGGUCAAAGUUCUCGUCGUCGUGGUUCCAUUCCAGGGCACGCUGUAAUUCAACGCAAUAGAGCUGAAGGUCACGAGAGGCUUUUUCAUGAUUAUUUUAGUGAAUCUCCUGUGUAUCCAGCAAAACUAUUUCGAAGGAGGUUUCGUAUGCAUCGCCCACUAUUUUUGCGUAUUUUAUCCGCAGUGGAAACACAUGAUUCCUACUUUGUCCAGAAACGGGAUGCUGCUGGGAAAAUUGGUUUAUCCUCACUACAGAAAGUAACUGCUGCUAUGAGGAUGCUUGCUUAUGGAGUAUCAGCAGAUUCUGUGGAUGAUUACGUGCGGAUUAGAGAAAGCGCCGCUAUAGAUCUCGACGGGUUUAUCAAAGCAAUUGUUGUAAUUUUCGGUGAUGAGUAUCUAAGGUCACCAACUGACGAGGACACUGCAAGAUUGCUUGCAAUUGGCAAACAACGAGGAUUUUCUGGGAUGUUAGGAAGCAUUGACUGCAUGCAUUGGAGAUGGAAGAAUUGUCCGGCUGCGUAUCAUGGUAUGUAUACUGGUCACAACCACACUCCUACAAUAAUUUUAGAAGCUGUUGCUUCCUAUGAUCUUUGGAUUUGGCAUGCUUAUUUUGGUUUACCGGGAGCUCUUAAUGACAUUAAUGUGUUAGAACGGUCUUCCGUUUUUUCUCAACUUGCUGAAGGGCAUGGUCCGACUGUUAAUUAUACAGUCAAUGGUCAUGAAUACACGAUGGGAUACUACCUUGCUGAUGGUAUAUAUCCGUCAUGGGCAACAUUUGUUAAAACAAUUUCUUUACCACAAAGAAAUAAAAGAAAACAUUUUGCUAUACUUCAUGAGUCGGCAAGAAAGGAUGUAGAGCGAGCAUUCGGGGUACUCCAAUCACGCUUUGCAAUUGUGCGUGGACCAGCUCGCUCUUGGGAUGAGAAAAUAUUGAAAAAUAUUAUGCAAGCAUGCAUAAUAAUGCAUAACAUGAUUGUUGAAGAUGAAAGAAAUGAUGAUUAUAUCGACUUCACGUACGAUGCUGCUGAGGAAGCCCCAACUAUAUCAGUGUCUCACGAACGUACAAUAGAUUUGUGUGAAUUUAUUCAGAAUCAUCAUCGCAUUAGAGACAGACAAACUCAUUCUCAAUUGCAAUUGGAUCUUGUCGAACAUUUAUGGGAACGAAAUGGUGGGCUUUAG
Asparagus officinalis (garden asparagus) is the source of this 1287-nucleotide messenger RNA. RefSeq lists its product as uncharacterized. Lineage: Eukaryota; Viridiplantae; Streptophyta; Magnoliopsida; Asparagales; Asparagaceae. The record is from RefSeq and is a predicted model, not a curated record.